AUGGAGUUUUCGGAUGACGAGAUUCAAAAUUUGUAUGCUUGGGUUGAUUCCGUACCAUUGUCACGACCGAAACGGAACAUCAGUCGUGAUUUCAGCGAUGGAGUUCUCAUGGCUGAACUCCUCAAUCAUUUCUAUCCGAGGAUCGUUGAACUGCACAACUACAGCGCUGCAAACGCUCUGUCUCAAAAGACUUACAAUUGGCAGACCCUCAACAAGCGGGUGCUGAAGAGAGUUGGAGUUGUUUUGACCCAGACAGAAAUGACAGACAUUGCAAAUUGUGUCCCGAUGGCGGUGGAGAAAUUUUUGUUCAAAAUCUACGACAAGGUGAAUGAGGAUAGGAACCGGCUUGACAACAAGAGCAGCAGUUCAAGUCGCAAGACUCAGAAUCAGGGGCUAGAAUCAACAUUUUUUGGGUCCCAGCCGUCGCGCCGGAGUCCACACCUUGACAGCGCUCGGGCGAACUUGCGAUCUCAAUCUAGCGACAUGGAAGUUCCUGUGUCGAGGAUGGGGACAACAAUGAGUGGACGAGCGGAUCUGCAGCGGGAGGUUGACACGGAGAUUUUGAUUGAGAAAGAGCAGACGAUUCAGGAGCUUCGAGAGACAGUGGAUAUCUUAGAAACGAAAAUAAAGAAACUAGAACAGCUGGUACACUUGAAAGAUUCAAAAAUUCAGGCUUUGACGCUCAAGCUCCAAUCUUUCCAAUCUUAA
This is a messenger RNA of Guillardia theta CCMP2712, 708 nucleotides long. RefSeq lists its product as hypothetical. Bases 1 to 708 code for a protein of 235 amino acids. NCBI's taxonomy places the organism in Eukaryota, Cryptophyceae, Pyrenomonadales, Geminigeraceae. Gene Ontology annotation, cellular component: axoneme. The record is from RefSeq and is a predicted model, not a curated record. Gene Ontology annotation, biological process: regulation of cytoskeleton organization. The transcript is spliced from 11 exons. Gene Ontology annotation, molecular function: microtubule binding.